Molecule: messenger RNA, 1139 nt
Organism: Nezara viridula (southern green stink bug)
Lineage: Eukaryota; Metazoa; Arthropoda; Insecta; Hemiptera; Pentatomidae
Source: the annotation of a GenBank genome assembly
CUGAAAGCAGUUUUAGUUAAGAUCAACUUAAAAUGCUGAUAAGGGUCUGUUAAGGUUUGAGUGGCAGUUAAAACGAAUUUAGCUGUUUUCAUGUAUAAUUUAGGCGUGAAGAUUUUCACGGCUCAUUAAUACAUAUUAAAGAAAAGGUGGUCAUGACAUUUGAAGAUCCUUUUUUUGUUGUCAAGGAAGAAGUCUCAAAAGCUUUAAAUAAAACAAGAAGCCUGUUUAGACGUUGGUUAGAACUACAAGAAGAUAUUAGGAGCAAUAUUUCUAAAGAUGAAUUGGAAUGGACCACAACAGAGCUAAGAAAUUCUCUCAGAAGUAUCGAGUGGGAUCUGGAAGAUUUAGAUGACACAAUUGUUAUCGUGGAGAAAAAUCAAUCUAAGUUCAAGAUUGAUAACAAGGAAUUGACUAGUAGAAGACAUUUCAUAGAUCAAACCCGAGAAGAAGUUAAGCAUAUGAAAGACAAAAUGAAUUAUAGCAGAGGAAGAGAUCGUGACAGAACAUCUCGACAGCCUUUAUUGGAGAGUAGCCCUGUGCGUGGAGCUACUAGCCAUGGGACUACAAAAUAUUCUAAACUGGAAAAUGAGAUGGAUUCACCAAACCGACAUUUUUUAGAUUCUGCAUUAUCUCAACAGAAUCAUCUUUUACAGUCGCAAGACGAUCAUUUAGAUAUGAUUUCACAUUCCCUUGGUUCUUUGAAAACUGUAUCAAGGCAGAUUGGUAGCGAGUUGGAUGAACAGGCUGUGAUGCUUGAUGAGUUUGGAUCAGAAUUAGAGAAUACAGACUCAAAAUUAGAUUCAACAAUGAAGAAAAUGGCGAAAGUAUUACAUCUUUCGAAUGAUCGAAGACAGUGGAUUGUUAUCUUCGUGUUAACAUUUUUAUUGAUCAUUGUCAUUCUUUUAUUUCAAAUACUGUAAAGUGAAAGAUAAGCCCAGUCUUUAUUAAACCAAAGAUAUUUGUAAAAAGCACAAAUAUGCUAUUUCACAGUGUUAAUUUGUAUUUUUUAGUUAGCAUAUAUUCUGAUUUUGUUGAUCUUAAAAAGAUGCAAUUAAUGUUUCAAGUCUAGGAUAUUUUUCAAACUAAUUUUGAAAAGUAAGGUUUUGGUGAUUAUAUUCUGUGAUGUUUAUUUUCUUUUU